Molecule: messenger RNA, 1468 nt
Organism: Penicilliopsis zonata CBS 506.65
Lineage: Eukaryota; Fungi; Ascomycota; Eurotiomycetes; Eurotiales; Aspergillaceae
Exons: 1
Coding region: 13-1449 (478 amino acids)
Molecular function (GO): glycosyltransferase activity
Source: RefSeq, a predicted model, not a curated record
CACGGCCUCAGCAUGAAAAACACAUCAAGAGACGUCUUUCCGCCUCAGCUCAAGGGCAAGCGCGUGCUGCUGGCCACCGAGUCCUUCGGCCCUGUCAACGGAGUCAGUCGCACGACGCUGAGUCUGGUUGAGUAUUUGCGCGAGAACGGGGUCGAGCUGGCUGUCGUGGCGCCGAAAUAUGAGGGCAGCCAGGCGAGUCUACAGGCUCAGACAAGGAAGCAGAAUUACCAGAGCAAUGAACUCCGUCUCUCUGGCUAUCCGCUCCCCUACAACCCAGACCUAACGGUCGUGUAUCCCUUCCGUCUCGACGAGGUCUACCGCCAGACCUUCCAGCCGGACAUUGUCUACCUUGCCAGUCCGGCCUCGGUGGGUUUCCAGCUGCUGCUGCAGAUCCGGCAGCUGCUGCGCCCGCCCGUCGUGCUGCUCAACUUCCAGACCGACCUUGCGGCCUACAGUGAGAUCCUGCUACCGCGGCCCUUGGCGCUGGGUGCCGUCUGGCUGCUCGCCAGCGUGCAGGGCUGGCUCUUCCGUCACAAGGCCGUCCACACCGUCUUUUACCCCUCCUCAGGCAUCUUUUCCUACCUCGAACAGGCGGGCGCCCCCGUCGACCGGCUCGUCAAGCUCGGCCGGGGCGUCGACACGCAACUCUUCCACCCGAGCCGGCGCGAUGAGGCGUACCGGCGCCAAAUCGCGCCUAACGGCGAGAUAAUUCUCGUCUGCGUGUGCCGCAUCGCCCCGGAAAAGGGGUUUGAGUUUCUCGCCCAAGUCGCCGCUCGUCUCGUGCAAGUCUCCCUCCCCUUCAAGAUGCUCAUUGUAGGCGGCAACCGCAACCCGGCCGUGGAGGCACAGGUGCGCCGCCUCUUCGAUUCGGUCCGCGACCACGUCGUCUUCACGGGCUUCCAGAUGGGAAUGGAUCUUGCCCGUGCGUAUGCCUGCGGCGAUCUCUUCCUGCACUGCUCCAUCACCGAGACAUUCGGGCUCGUCGUGCUGGAAGCCAUGGCGAGCGGACUGCCUGUCAUUGCCCGUGACCAGGGCGGGCCCUCGGAUAUCGUCCAGGACCAGCGAACGGGCUACCUGGUCCCGCCCUCCGACCUCGACACGUUCGUCGAGCUGGUGCAGCGGGUUUCAUGCGACGAGAACCUGCGCACCAACCUGGCGGCCGCGGCAAGACAGUACGCCGACGAAACCACCUGGGAGAAGAUCAAUCGGCGGGUCGCGUGGCGAAUCGCAGAUGCCUUUGACGAGCACACGCGCCGCCAGACCACCCGCCGGCCCAUUUUGGACAUUGUGGGCAAGGGGUAUCGACUUAUCGAGCGCCUGCGCCUGCGCGUGGCCGUGCUCUUCAUCUGGUUCAUGUGGAUGAUUUCCGUCGUGCCCUUGAUUGUCCACGGCAGCAAGAUUGUCCCGCGGGCGCUGCAGAUGAUCCGGGGGGUUUCUACGAGUAAAUAGAAAGUUCAUGACUAACGCA